Messenger RNA from Spirodela intermedia, 1350 nucleotides. The record is from the annotation of a GenBank genome assembly. Lineage: Eukaryota; Viridiplantae; Streptophyta; Magnoliopsida; Alismatales; Araceae.
AUGUCGCUCCCGUCGCCGCCCCCGAGACAGGCGGCGGCGGCGGCGGCGGCGCAACAGCAGCAGGUUGGCGUGGGGUCCGCGGCGAAGAGGAAGAAAUGGACGGAGGAAGAGGAACGGAGCCUGAUCGACAAGUACGCGGAGAUGCUACAGGAGGGGACGCUGGCCAGGAUGAAGACCCGAGAGAAGAAGUUCCGCCCUAUCGCGGCCCACGUCAACGCCUCCCACCAUGCCCUUGAUCCCGUCGCCUUCCCCUUCCAGUGGUCCUGGAAGGACGCCUCCACCAAGGUCCAGAACAUGCGCCACCAAUACCUCCUUGUCAAGCAGAAGCUCCUCUCCUCCUGCGCCGUCGUCAGUGCGAAGGCGGCGGCGGCGGUGCCUGCUCCCGCCGAUGCCGACCGGCCGGACUUCCCCUGGGACGACGGGCCUUCGCACUGGGCCAACUUCCUCCGCUACAAGGACGUCUUCGGCGAUGUUCCCCUUCCGAGCACCGGAGCGGCUGAUGCAGCAGCUCCCGGUCCAGCCGCUGCCGGAAAUCCUCCCGGGAGCUGCUUCGAUGGCGCCGCCAUGGCGAUCGAGGACGAUGUCAGGGACCUGGGAUUAGGUUUUGAUUGUGAUGGAGAUGAAGGCGAUGAGGAAGGAUUCGACUACGAGGAGGUGGAUGUCCCAGCCCUACUCCCUCCUCCCCCUCCUCCUCCUCCUCCUCCCCCACCUCCUCCUCUUCCUGCGCAGCCAGCAUUGCUGCGUGGGGCAGUGUCGAGGAAGAAACGGAGGAAGAAGAUGGAAGGAAAAGCGUGGGCAUUCAUGGACGCGCAGAUCGCGAGGUUGAAGGAGCGGGAGGCAAGGCUGGACGAGUGGGAAGCGGAGCAAGAGGGAGAGAGACAGAGGAGGGAGCUAACGAGGGUGGAACUGGAGGAGAGGGAGCAGGUGCGGCAGCAGAUGCGGCGGCAGCUGGAGGAAGACUGGGAGGACCGGUGGAGGCGGCAGCAUGAGGAGGACAGGGAAUGGGAGCAGAGGGCCGAGAGCCGACGGCUUGAAUGGAAGAAGAACAUCGAGGGCAUGCUGAACCAGCACCGAAUCGAGAUGGACCAGAUGCAGGCCCGAGUCCUCCAUGUCCAACAGAGCAUGAUAGCUCAGAUAGUCGGUCUUGUUGCUCAGUGGUCGGUCCCCAACCCACAGUCUGGACCCCUGUCAGACGGCGCAGGCUUUCCCAACCAUCACGGCCACCACCACCACCAAGUCUAUGUUUCACAGAUGAUGCAGAAUCUGCACCAUGUGAAUGGGAUUGUCCAUGGAGACAACAGAGUGGACGGGGAGAGCCAGGACGACCAAUUCAUCGUCGAUGAUGGAUGA